CCUUAUCACAAUCGCCAACGUGCUUCUUACAAGACUCCCUCUCUGCCCCUCUUCUUUCAUACAUUUUUCUCCUCUACGUACUGUACCCUUUCUUACCGUGACACCAGCAAUUCAAUAGACUCCUCUUCUCCUCUGCACGGUUUUCUUACUGGGCCCAACGUCAUUAUGCCCAAUUAAUUUCCACCACCUACCGCAGUGGUUUCAUUGUUUUUUUUUCUCGCCAUGCCAAUUAGGGCGGAGGUGGAAGAAUUUCUCAGAUCAUGGGCCGGCACCAUCAUCUGAGAUUUCCUGAACACCUAUACCUUUCUCCCCCUACACCUCCGCAGCCUUCUUCGUUCUUCCCGGCCACUGCUUCGUCCAUUUUCGCAGUCACAAAACCGGCCGUCUAUAUUCUUCCUUUCCAAGAGACUGGUCGCUCUACAGUUCUUGCAGAUACAGCCUUUGCAGUCGGAGACCGCAUCCCAGGCUUCAAGACUUCUGCUGCAUUCUUCAACACCCUCCGAGCAAAUCUGAUUCUCGACCCCGAUUCCUCUCCGCCCUCCCUCGCAAAUACCCCGGACCUUCGACCGACCAUGGCCUCCUCAGGCACCUUACCCCCGCCAUCACCCUCGCCGCUCGCGCACAGCGAAGAAGUUGGGGCUGGCGAGGACGACACCGUGGUCGUAACCACGCCCGAAAACCCGCUCGAGUCGAUCCCCGAAUUGUCCACCAAACCCGCGGUGAGCGUCGACGACAAAGUCGAUGCCCUCCAUUUACUCGCCGACUCGGUCGCGCAGCAACGCCAAGUCGCUUCCAAUUUCGUAAUCUUCCACCCCUUGAGUAUCGGCACAUUCAUCUUGUUCUUCGGCAUGAUAUCCCAGUACAUGUACAAAGGCCAGCGGUCCGAUUGGUUUCUGAUAGGCUCGACCUCCGCCGGAGUGUUGAUGUCCAUGCUGGUGACGGUCCGUUGGCUGGCAGGCGGGUAUAUCGACGAGGCGGAGAAAGUAGGGACGUGGAAAUGGCUCGAUCAGGGGCGUGACGCGGAGAACAGCCCCGCGGUAGGGGAGGCGGAUGAGGUUCUCCUCUCGCGCUUCGGCGACGAAGUCAUUGGGACGGUUAUCCUUCGUGGGGAGAGGGAUACAGGCGCGAGCAAGAAACCGCGCAGAAAUGCACCGACAACAGGGGUAAUUCGAGGAUGGACCGUCAAGCGGAGAUACCGCGGCAAGGGCGUCGGGCAGGGUCUGCUGGAGGAUGCGACUAAGCUAUGCCAGAACAAGGGCUGGAGUGGACCUGAGUUUGCGGAAGAUCAUGCACAUAGCAAACGAAUUCUGCCGUCAACGUUUAAUAGCGGGUUCUCCAAACGAGACCGCAAGGCGCAUGAGAUGUUGGAGAAGGUUAGGGACGAUAUGGCGCCCAGUACGAAGAAGGGAAAGAGAUGAUUCUGGAUUUGCAAGACUCUUUAUGAAGAUAUUUAUACCCCCAGGGACAUUGGAUUCGGUGUUUUAGAGGUUGGAUGGGUAAUUUAGACCAGACCAUAUGUUGAUUGUCAAGUUAAUGGCCAAAUGUCAUGUUUGACACUCCGAACUCGAAGCUUUUAUACCGUAGACUCAUGGCCUCGUCAAGAAUAGAUAUCUAUGACCUGGCAGCAGGAUGUCCCCCUGUGUGCGGCACUCUUGCAAGAUAUUGGCCGACUUU
This is a messenger RNA of Exophiala viscosa, 1674 nucleotides long. RefSeq lists its product as uncharacterized. The record is from RefSeq and is a predicted model, not a curated record. Bases 261 to 1418 code for a protein of 385 amino acids. Gene Ontology annotation, molecular function: acyltransferase activity, transferring groups other than amino-acyl groups. The transcript has 2 exons. Lineage: Eukaryota; Fungi; Ascomycota; Eurotiomycetes; Chaetothyriales; Herpotrichiellaceae.